AUGGUCAACUGGGAGCAGGUCUUUACAGAAGGACGUCGCCAGGGCGCUUUAAAGCAUAAUCAUGGCGUCACCUCGAGACGUCAGCCCUCACCACCCAUCGACAUUGGUCCUGUCAUGGAUGUCAUCCCCAGGCCUCCUCAGGAAACAGUCGGCGUCCUUGCUGCAGACCAUCAGCACGCUGAUAGAUCACCCGCCACAAUGAACAUCUACAACAUCAAUUGCCCUCGUGGCAAUGUUGAUAUGAGACAGGAGGUUCACAGGGUGACAACGAGUAACAUAGCCCAGUCCAGUGCUGCGGCUUUGAUACCGACGGUUGCUGUGGCGGAGGCGGAGGCGGAGGAGGAGACUGGGCAAGAUGUUGGCACAGGCCAGCAAGAAGCAGAUACGCAGUCGGCACUCAAGAAGAUCAGAAAUGUCAUCUGUGGUGCUGGGUUCGCAGCGAGUAUGUCUGCAUCUUUUGUACUGCACCCUUUAAUCCUCCGGAUACUUGGCUUCCUUGGAUUCUUUGUUUUCGUCUUCGGCUUCUUCACUUUCCUCCUUACCGCUUGGUUUGGCUGGGCACGAGUUUUCACCACAUUCUUGACCAUCUCAUCGAUCUUUCUACCUUAUGUAUCCUUUGGGGUGCCCCUAGCUGUGUCUCACGCCGAAUCCACCGCCACUACAGCCACGGACACCUUCACCCUCACAUUCCGUCGGCCCAUCCCAACCGCCGAAGCAAAUGUUAUGCCAACAGCUCUUGCAGGAUGGCGGGACAGUGCCAAAGUGGUAGGAGUCCUGCUGGACGAUGACUUUCUCCAAGGAAGCAUUCUUAAAGCCCAACAGAGUGCUGAAGAGUUCCGCGAGUUCAAUCAACAGUUCAUACCCGGCAUGGAAACAAGAAGCACACAGCAAUACGCGCUGUUGCAAUCUCUUGCACGCGAUAUCAAAGAUGCGAUAGCACGGCACGAUGAGCGGGUCGGGACAACAAGAUGGUGGUGGCAAGCCGAGCCCAGUCUCAAACAAGACGCGCUCAACUUCCAGAAGCGGUUUCUAGCACUGGUGGAUGACAUCCGCGGCGCUCGUGGGCAGGAGCAAGAUGAGCUGGAAGCCCUCCUGAAGAACACAAGUAUGCGUAUUGGAAUCUGCGAGGCGAGUGUAAGAUGUGAUCAACAUGCAGCUUCCAUUCCGAGAGAGCUUGGUGCUUUGGCACAUAUCCUCUGUUCCAGUGGGAGGAGGACCACGCACCGAUGGGGGGAUGUUGGGCAGGUCAUCAGCAAGUUUAAAAGGAGACUCGAUCGAUACCCUGGCAUUGUCCGGGGUUUGUUAGAAAAGUCGCAGUCGUCGAGGGGUGUGUGUGUGGACCUUUUGGGGUAUUCGGAGAGGAUUAUGAAUGAUAUUGUUAAGUUGUCUGAUAUGGAAGAGGAGAUUUGA
Messenger RNA from Fusarium sp. VM40, 1410 nucleotides. The record is from the annotation of a GenBank genome assembly. Lineage: Eukaryota; Fungi; Ascomycota; Sordariomycetes; Hypocreales; Nectriaceae.